This is a messenger RNA of Wickerhamiella sorbophila, 1191 nucleotides long. Its product is annotated as Choline/ethanolaminephosphotransferase 1. Gene Ontology annotation, molecular function: phosphotransferase activity, for other substituted phosphate groups. The transcript has a single exon. Gene Ontology annotation, biological process: phospholipid biosynthetic process. NCBI's taxonomy places the organism in Eukaryota, Fungi, Ascomycota, Dipodascomycetes, Dipodascales, Trichomonascaceae. The record is from RefSeq and is a predicted model, not a curated record. Bases 1 to 1191 code for a protein of 396 amino acids. Gene Ontology annotation, cellular component: membrane.
AUGGAACACGUUUUCGAGUUUGAGCAGCGUGCACUGCGGGAAAACGUGGAGCUGCUAGACGAUUCGUCGCUAGCGAAUCUCCGUCGAUACAAGUACUCGUCAGUAGACUUGUCGCCUACGUCCAAAUACAUUCUGAACCCGUUUUGGACUUGGGUUGCGGGGUUUAUGCCUCCUUGGCUUGCUCCGAACAUGAUCACGCUAAUCGGCAUCAGCGCGAUUGUCUCCAAUCUGCUAUUGGUUCAGAUUUAUAUCUCUGACUUCGAGUCACAAGCCCCAAUGUGGGUAUAUUUUUGGUUUGCAUUUAGCUUGCUAUUUUACCAGACCAUGGACAAUGUUGACGGAAAACAGGCUCGAAAGACAGGCACCAGUUCUCCAUUGGGAGAGCUUUUCGACCAUGGAAUUGACUCGCUCAACUGCUGCUGGGCUGGCGUGGUCACAUCGGCAAGUAUGGGCCUAGGACUCACCUGGUACAGUGCUGUGAAUGCUAUGGCUACUUGUGUUGCCAUGUAUUUUAGCACCUGGGAAACAUACUACACACACACACUGUUUUUAGGGUUCUUGAAUGGGCCUACUGAGGGCUUGCUUGUUGUUGUUGUCAUUCAUAUCGUCACAGGUAUUUAUGGCCCGCAGAUCUGGAACAAUGAAAUCUUCGGCGUGGGGUUAAAGCCCCUGUACGGAGUGAUAGUUAUUUUGAGCGUCACAGUCGCACACGUCCCGGCAUGUCUUGGCAAUGUCAAGGCCGCUCUUGCCGAGCGUAAAGAGCUGGACAGGCUGCCAAUGGCCUUUCGCACAACAAUGCCAAUCGUUGCAAUGGUCGCGUCGGUUGCUCUCUGGCUGUCAAGUCCAGUCUCCUCGGUCUUGGACAAUAACCAUCUGUUCUUGUAUACCAUGGCUGUGUCGUUCACAUUCGCCCGUGUCACCACGUCGAUUAUUCUCAGCCACCUUUGUUUCCAGUCAUUCCCCGUUCGUUCGUUCAGCGUGAUGUGGGUCUAUCUUGGUGGCUUUGUAUACGGUAUUCUCGGCCGCUUGGGCAUCAACAUGAACUACUUUGUACCAGAAUACGCCUAUCUCUGGCUGUGGUUUAUCUUUGCCUUUGGCUACUUUAUGUGCUAUGCUAAUAUGGUGAUUGACAAGCUAUGUUCAUACUUGGGCAUCCGAGCAUAUACCAUCGGCCCCCGCCUGACAACGUAA